Molecule: messenger RNA, 738 nt
Organism: Pedinophyceae sp. YPF-701
Lineage: Eukaryota; Viridiplantae; Chlorophyta; Pedinophyceae
Source: the annotation of a GenBank genome assembly
AUGGCUGCCCUCACGUCGAGCAAGGUGAUCAUCGCCCAGCAGAAGGCGACCCGCUCGGUCCGCCCUCGUGCUGUGGCCGCCCGCGCGCAGUCGGAGGAUGUGUCGCGCCGCGCUGCCCUGGCUGGCUUCGCCGGUGUCGCCGCUCUCGUGCUGAAGGGCGACGCCGCGCAGGCCGCGUACGGUGAGGGCGCCAACGUGUUCGGCAAGACGACCAACAAGUCUGGCUUCGUGACGUACGCCGGCGACGGCUACGCGUUCCUGAUCCCGGCCCGGUGGAACCCGUCCCCGGAGCGCGACAACCAGAACGUCAUCCUGCGUUACGAGGACAACGGUGACAGUGUGAACAACGUCAUCAUCACGAAGACGAAGACGGACAAGACGAAGAUGGAGGACCUCGGCUCGCCCGAGGAGUUCGUCGCCUCGAUCGCCGGCCUCCUCGGCCAGCAGGCGUGGAUCGGCGACACGGUGUCGGAGGGCGGCUUUGCCAACGGCAAGACGUCGGCGGCGUCGCUGCUCGACGUCGGCAAGGAGACGGACAAGAAGGGCAAGACGUACUACACCGCGUACGUGCUGACCCGCUCGGCCGACGGCAACGAGGGCGGCCGCCACCACCUGAUCAAGGCCACCAUCUCGAACGGCAACCUCUACGUGGCCAAGUUCCAGGCCGGCGACAAGCGCUGGUUCAAGGGCGUGAACAAGGAGAUCGAGGCGGCCGUUGGCUCCUUCCAGGUCGCGUAA